This is a messenger RNA of Pocillopora meandrina, 3587 nucleotides long. The record is from the annotation of a GenBank genome assembly. NCBI's taxonomy places the organism in Eukaryota, Metazoa, Cnidaria, Anthozoa, Scleractinia, Pocilloporidae.
GGCAUGCUUUGCAUAACAGCAAACGUCCCAGUCAAGGGUUCAGAAACAAGAUGGACGACAUAUAUGCUGAUUAAAGUUAAACAAAAACUUAAAUUUGCAGCUAUGAUUUCAACAUCAAACUUAAAAAUACUUUCUAGACUGACUCUUUCUCAAUGGUUUGUGACAAGAAGCCUUCGAACCAGCGCGAUCGCUGUUCAAAACACGCAGAAGAAAGAACUUGGCGAUCGACAAAGGCUGGUCAUCUUGGGAACUGGUUGGGGAAGCUACAGCGUGUUGAAACAAAUCGACAAGAAACUAUUUGAUGUUAUUGUGGUCAGUCCUCGUAACCACUUUCUUUUUACACCGCUGUUGUGUAGCACAACCGUAGGAACGUUGGAAUUUCGAAGUAUUAUCGAGCCGGUGAGAAACACUGGCUUUAGAGACGAGCAUCACUUUCAACAAGCAGAGGCCGUAGAGUUGCUUCCAGAUGAACACACGGUGGUCUGCAAGAGUACUUUGAACGGUGAUCGAUACGAUUUGAAGUACGAUAAACUGGUCAUUGGCGUAGGAGCUGUUAGCAAUACAUUUGGUGUUCCGGGCGUUUACGAUCAUGCCUUCUUUCUCAAGGAAAUUUCGGAUGCAAGGAUGAUCAGGAAUCAAAUUCUCAAAAAUUUUGAAUUGGCCAUGCAGCCCGGCGUCAGCGGAGAAGAGAAAAAGCGCCUGCUACAUUUUGUCAUAGUUGGGGGUGGCCCCACUGGGGUGGAGUUUGGUGCUGAGUUGUAUGACUUUGUGAAACAAGAUGUGACAAGGCUGUAUGUUCAUGAGCGCAGCAAUGUGAGAGUGACUCUGAUUGAGGCAAGGCAGAUCCUGCCAUCUUUUGAUGAAAAACUCAGAACCUUUGCAGAAAGCAAGAUGAGACAGAGAGAUCAGUUUGAACUUCUUCAGAGCAGUGUAACUCAAGUAUGUGCUGAUCACAUUCAGUUGAAAGAUGGAGAAAAAUUGCCUUGUGGUUUGGUGGUGUGGUCAACUGGCCUUGCUCCGAGGCCAUUCACUGGUAAGCACAGCAGGCUUUGGAGUCUUUAUCAACUGAAGUUAACCCUUUAACUCCCAAGAUCUGACUAGUAAUUUUCCCCUCUCGUUGCUACACAUUUCCUUGUCAAUUAGUUAUGAGAAUUUGGUGUUGGAUCAAGAUAACAAUUUGUACCUGAUAAGUUUGAAUGUUCUCAAAACCUGUUUGCUAAAUAAUGUAUGGAAAUUAUAGGGAAAAAUUACAUGUUCAUCACUUCUGGGAGUUAAAGGGUUAAAAGUAAUGAAGGAUUGCUUUGGUUUUCAUGUCACCUUGUUCUUUGAUUGGUCUAGAAAACUUUUGUCAUCCUCAUCAAAUGAGAUGCACAUAUUCUUUGGAUUUGAUCAUUCAUAUAAAUUUUGAAGGGUUUAGGCAGCUUUUAAGUACUUGGUUUGAAUUCUCAUUAAGUUCAAGUUCUAUGUAAGAGAAGAAUGUGUGUUUAUCAAAAAUACAGACUUUGUAUCAGAGCUGACACCCUCUGAUUACUGCAAAUGGAUUUGCAAGCUAACUUAGCUAAGUAACCCAAAAUCAAACUAGAAAGACAGUGAUGAUCUAUUGAAAACUAGAUACCCAUCACUAGCUAAAUUUCGACAAUGUUUGCUCAUGUCAAACCUUAUGAAAAGUGACAAGUGAUCAAAUAGCUACUUUUUUAUUUGUAGUUUCAAUUAAAUUUUUUUUUCGCAUUUAUUUUAUUUUAGCUUCAGUUAAACUACCCAAGAACAACAACAGUCAGCUGGUAGUUGAUAAGUUUCUCAGAGUCCAAGGAAUUGAUGAUGGCUCAAUAUUUGCAAUUGGCGACUGCUCCUUUAUUGAGGCCAAUCCAUACCCCUGCACUGCCCAGGUAGCAGAGAGGGAGGGCAGCUAUGUGGCCAAAUCCCUGGGGCUCUCAGCUCAAGGGAGGGGCUCAGAGGUGGAGCCCUUCUCCUGGAGGAACAUUGGUAUGCUGGCUUAUCUUGGAGAUUAUCAAGGACUGGCUGAUUUUCCCACAAGCAAGUUGCAAGGCUUUAAAUCAUGGAUUCUUUGGAGAUCGGUGUACUUUACCAAACUUGGGAGCUGGAGGUUGAGAUUUCAGGUACCUUUUGAUUGGAUGAGAACUUUCAUUUGGGGCAGAGAUGUUUCUCAGUUUUGAACAGACCUUAACACUUUCACUCCCAGAUCUCAAUAGUAAUUCUCCUUACUGACUGCCAUAUAACUGUUAGGAUGUUAGUUUGGAGAAUUUAGUGCAUCCCUUUGUUCUCAUCACUUUUCUGUUCGAUAUAAUGAUAAGGGAUUAAUGAUAAGGGAUUUAUAUAGCGCUAAAACUAUAAACAAUAUUCAGAAGUACUAUUGUACAAAUACUGCAAAUAGAAAUUCUGCCUUGGUCAGUCAUGAGAGUUAAAGGGUUAGCAUUUUGCCCUAAAAAAGUGUGUAAGCAAUGGGAUAGGCACAAGACUGGUUAAUGUUAAGGAUAGCAGUCAUGUUUCAUGCAUAUAUAGACCAAGGAAGAGGAACUAUAACUCAAAUUCUGGAAUGCUCACAAAUACAGCUCUUUUCAAAUUCUCUUUCAGCAUCACAAAUUAAUUUCUAUUCACAUGAACUAACUCAAGGUAAAGGCAAGUGUGGGUAAAACAAGUUUUGUACAGUAAAAUAUGUAAAUAUGUUUAUAUAAAUAUAAAUACAAUGCAUAAUAAGAGAAGCACAAUGUAUGAACCAGCUCUUCAAAUGUAUUUUUAUCUUUACAUAAACUGAAUACUUUAUCACGAAUUCAUUUUUAUUCUAAUUUAAUAUUUGGUAGUUCAAACAUCAAUUCAUUGGCCAGAGAUUGUAAUUCACAUGAAGGCAUCAAGUGAGCAUAAUAAUAUGUCUUUAUUGCAUACAUUAAAUAUGAUAAUGAAGCAAUUGAGUUGACCAUAAUCUUUUUAGAAGCUUGUGACAUCUGUAACAUAUAGACUAGAAUUAUCACAUUCUAUUCUAAUUCAAUAAACUACUGUUACACAACAGAGAUCUAAAUCUUACAUUUAUAGAUUCAUUCGGUGUCAAUAAAGUAGUCAGUUAAGUAAUCAUUUUAGCAUGGUUUGUAAUGUUUUCAAACUUCCUGAAUUGUUUGGAACAAAUAAAGUAGAUGUACCUUUUUUAACCUCGUAGAGUGGUUCAGAUAGUUAUGCUAACUUAAUUAUCCUUGCUUUCUCUCUCAAUUUACUGCGCAUUGUAUUUGCUUUCCUGGACCUUUCCGGUUUCCCCGAAUUUUUCACUUUUGCAUAAGCAUGCAUCACACCCAGGUGUCAAUGUGUUAGAGAAUAUCUCUAACUGACUUCAAGGGGAGCAGGGGCCCCACUUGACUAAAUAACAGACACGUACAACCAGGCAGUAGUUUAUAAAAAUAUCCUAACUUAAAUAUCACGUGAUCAUUGCUUCCUCUCAGUAAAUAAAUCAGAUGAAUUUGAUUUUAAAUCUGGUUUGUUGACUGUUACCUUAAAAUGUUUCUUCCCACAGCUUCGUGCAGUUAGUAAAACGAAGCACAAAAGUACACAGCGCGAUUGUAGCAGAGGAGUGAAGAACGAGG